Messenger RNA from Macadamia integrifolia, 4468 nucleotides. RefSeq lists its product as uncharacterized. Bases 396 to 4163 code for a protein of 1255 amino acids. Gene Ontology annotation, cellular component: mitochondrial outer membrane. The transcript is spliced from 27 exons. NCBI's taxonomy places the organism in Eukaryota, Viridiplantae, Streptophyta, Magnoliopsida, Proteales, Proteaceae. Gene Ontology annotation, molecular function: protein binding; ATP hydrolysis activity; ATP binding. The record is from RefSeq and is a predicted model, not a curated record.
CAACCCCAACCCCAACCGGCGCAAGGGCCGCGGACUAAGGAGCGUUGUUGUACAGCUAAGCCUACAAAUCCGCGACACAUUUGGAUUUGAUUUGGUAUCAGACAAUUUCCUCGCUAAAUUCAGGCCUUCACCAAUCGUUCCUUUCCUUGGAAACCAUCCGAAUUCCCUCCCUUCAUUGCAAACCUAUAUAUAAGCCCCAUUAAACCCCUCUCGUUCCUCUCUCUCUCUCUCUCUCUGUCUCUAAGAUUGAAAUUUAACAAUAAAGAACAUAAAUCUCAAAUCACACUAAAAUCGAAGCUCUAUGUAACUGAUACCUCGUUAGGAUCUUGAACUCCCAUAAUAUCUUCUGUAUCUUUGUUUUUCUGCAACAAAAUUCGGAUCGAAGAAGGGAAGCCAUGGUCGAGACUAGGGGAAGCUCAGCUAAAUCCAAACGUUCUCUUUCUACUUCGGGCAGUUCCCCCCCACCGAACGGGAAACGCUCAAAGGUGAAGGAAGCGUCUUCAACAACGAACGAGGUUUCUUGUGCUUCGCCGGCGGAAACACUAGUGUCGCCUAAAGACUCUGGGUCUGAAUCUCAUUACCCGGAAGUUCGCCCUUCUGAUCCGUCGUCUGCACUAGAUCAUUCCAGGGAACCCGAUGCAUGUGAGGCCACUAUGAUAGAGAAAUCCCCAGAUUUGGACGGAGAAUACGAGGCUCUGGCGUCAUCUUCAUCUUUAGAUGGUCCCGCGGCUAAGGCUGACAAGUCGGUGAAGUUAGUUCGCAAGGCAUUGAAUCGAGGGAGGAAAGGGCCUGCAAAGGGUCGUGCGAGUGUUCCAUGGGGAAAGCUCUUCUCCCGGUGCUCGCAGAAGGAGCCCCUGCUCAUUUCUGGAUCCCUUUUCACAAUUGGUCAUGGCCAGCAGUGUGACUUACAGCUGAUGGACCCAUCUGUCAGCUUAAUUCUGUGUAAACUGAGGCACAUAGAGAAAGGAGGUUCAUCUAUUGCUUUACUGGAAAUCUCAGGGAGAAAAGGGGUUGUCCGAGUAAAUGGCAAUAUUAUUGGGAAAAAUUCCUCGACCAUCCUUAGUGGAGGGGACGAGGUGGUUUUUGAUUCAUCUGUUGAACAUGCAUAUAUUUUCCAGUUGCUCACAAAUGAUAACGUAGCUAAUACGAGACUGCCAAUUUCAGUUAGCAUUUCACAAGCUCAGAGGGCUCCAGUUAAAGGAAUCCAUCCUGGGAUAAGGUCUGGAGACUCAUCAGCUGUUGCAGGAGCAUCAAUAUUAGCAUCGCUAUCAAAACUCAGAAAUUUAUCACUUUUUCCAUCAUCUGUGCAAGAUGGGGAGGAUGUACAACAGCAGGAUGGGGAAAAGCCUGUACUACCUUCUGGUUGUGAAGGAUUGGGGAACCCUGAUCCUGAUCUUGAUGUCAGUUUCCAUGCUAGGAAGGGUAGUCCUGAACAUAAUGAGAAGGCUGGUAUUUUGUCAAAAGAGAAAUCUGCUGUUCUGUCUGCUGAUGUUGCUGCCAAUGACUCCUUGCAUGUUGAUGAGACGAACUUGGGUACUGAUCUUGCCGCAGAGAUUAGGAAGAUUUCUGGGACAAGUGAUGAACGAAUGGCACUUUUGCAGAUGCUUGCAGGAUCAUUUACUCCGGAGCUUUAUUCACGUAGAGACAUUGUGAAAGCAUUUUAUGAGCUAAGGGGAAAUGAGGAGCUUCCCAAGGAUUUGGAUCAAACUACAAUAUCAUCCUCAGCAAGGCGCCAAACAUUUAAGGAUAGUUUACAACAACGAAUUCUCACUGCUAACAACAUUGAGGUAUCCUUGGAUUGUUUCCCAUAUUAUUUGAGUGAGACCACAAAAAAUGUUUUAAUUGCAUCGACAUAUAUACACUUGAAGAGUAAUAAAUUCAUGAAGUAUAUGUCAGAUCUCCCAACUGUGAGCCCACGGGUGUUGUUGUCAGGUCCUGCAGGUUCUGAAAUAUAUCAAGAAGUGUUGGCAAAGGCACUAGCCAAACAUUUUAGUGCUAGGUUGCUCAUAGUUGAUUCUCUUCUGUUUCCUGGUGGACCAUCAUCAAAGAAGUCAGAAUCUGUUAAAGAAUGUUCAAGGUCUGAAAAAUCAAGCACAUUACCUAAGCAACGGGCUACGCAGGGGGCUGCCUUAUCACACAGUAAACCAGCUUCUAGUGUUGAAACUAAUAAUAUUGGGACGUUUACUUUUGGCUUCCAAUCUCUGCCGAAGCAGGAGGCAUCUUCUGCAUCAACUAAAAGGUGCACUUGUAAAACAGGUGAUGGAGUAAGGUUUGCAGGUUCCACACCCUCAUCUGGAUUAUCUCUUCCCGCUCCUUCAAGGGGACCAAGUUAUGGCUAUAAAGGCAUGGUACCAUCUGCUUUUGAAGAAAAUGCAUCGUCGAAAGUUGGAGUAAUAUUUGACAAACCAAUCCCAGAAGCUAAGUCACUUUGUUUAGACAGCUCUGAAUGUGAUAAUAUUGACAAACUUGCUAUCAAUGAACUGUUUGAGGUGGCUUCUAGUGAGAGUAAAAGUGGUCCAUUGAUAUUGUUCAUAAAAGACAUAGAGAAGUCUAUCGCAGUAAACCCAGAGGCAUAUGCCAAUUUGAAGAGUAAGCUGGAAAAUCUGCCAGAGAAUGUGGUUGUUAUCUGUUCACAUACUCAGAUGGACAACCGUAAGGAGAAGUCACAUCCUGGUGGUCUUCUGUUUAGAAAGUUGGGAAGCAAUCAAACAGCUAUGCUCGACUUUGCUUUUCCGAAUAACUUUGGUAAGCUAUAUGCGAGAAGUAAAGACAUUCCAAAGGUGAUGAAGCAGCUUAUUCGACUUUUCCCGAACAAAGUGACCAUUCAGCUGCCACAAGAGGAUGAAACUUUACUCUUGAAUUGGAAGCGGAAAUUGGACAAUGAUGUUGAAAUUCUGAAAGCACAGUCAAACAUUGUUAGCAUCCGCUCAGUUCUAAAUGAAAAUGGAUUGGAGUGCCCUGACCUUGAAAUAAUUUGCAUAAAAGACCAGGCCCUCACAAGGGAAAAUGUGGGGAAGAUAGUUGGUUGGGCAUUAAGUUAUCACGUCAUGCAUAGCACUGAAACUCUGACCAAAGAUUCUAAACUUCUAAUUUCCAGUGAAAGCAUUAGGUAUGGGCUCAACAUUCUCCAUGGUAUAUUAAAUGAGUCUAAGAGUUUGAAGAAAUCACUCAAGGAUGUGGUCACUGAGAAUGAAUUUGAAAAAAAACUUCUUGCCGAUGUUAUCCCAGCUGAUGAUAUUGGAGUCACUUUUGAUGAUAUUGGAGGAUUGGAUAAUGUAAAGGAAACAUUGCAGGAAUUGGUGAUGCUUCCUUUGCAAAGGCCUGAAUUGUUUUGCAAAGGACAGCUAACAAAGCCUUGUAAGGGAAUACUGCUAUUUGGACCUCCUGGUACAGGGAAAACAAUGCUUGCAAAAGCUGUUGCAACCGAGGCAGGUGCGAACUUUAUCAACAUAUCAAUGUCAAGUAUAACCUCAAAGUGGUUUGGUGAAGGAGAAAAGUAUGUGAAAGCAGUGUUCUCUUUAGCCAGUAAAAUUUCCCCUAGUGUUGUUUUUGUUGAUGAGGUUGAUAGCAUGUUAGGAAGACGUGAAAAUCCAGGAGAGCAUGAAGCUAUGCGGAAAAUGAAAAAUGAGUUCAUGGUAAAUUGGGAUGGUUUGCGUACGAAGGACAAAGAACGUGUAUUGGUACUUGCUGCAACUAAUAGGCCUUUUGACCUUGAUGAGGCUGUUAUAAGAAGGCUCCCUCGUAGGUUGAUGGUAAACUUGCCUGAUGCCCCCAACAGAGAAAAAAUUCUGAGAGUGAUAUUAGCAGAAGAAGAAAUGGCACCUGAUGUUGAUUUGGCAGCAAUUGCAAAUAUGACUGAUGGAUAUUCUGGAAGUGACCUAAAGAACUUAUGUGUUGCGGCAGCACAUUGUUCCAUCAGGGAAAUUCUAGAGAAAGAAAAGAAGGAGAAAGCUUUAGCAUUGAAAGAGAACAGACCUCUCCCUGCACUUCAUGGCAGUGCAGACAUUCGUCCUUUAAACAUGAAGGAUCUGAUAUACGCACACAAGCAGGUAUGUGCCAGUUUAUCAUCUGAGUCUGCAAAUAUGAACGAGCUUCUCCAGUGGAAUGAGAUGUAUGGUGAAGGCGGGUCAAGGAAAAAGAUAUCACUGAGCUAUUUCUUGUAGAGGAGCUAUACUAAUUGUACAGUACAAUAUUUUUUCUCUUCCUUCAUUCUAAAAUCCCGGAAGUUUAGAUUUUUUACUUGCAUUACUGGAAGAGCCAGUGGCCCAACUGUAACUUUCUUCUAGGCUGCUGCUCUUUUUGGUUGUACUUGGAAAAACAAUUUAGUGGAUGGAAUAAUCAUCUUUGUAUGUCUAUCUUCUCCUGAAGCAGUUCUGUUGCACUUCUAGCAUUGAGGAAGGUUGGAACUAGGAAUAACUAGACUUGAAUCGAAUGAAAGAUUCUAUUCAAUGCUUGUGAAAAUAACUAA